Messenger RNA from Yamadazyma jaroonii, 1365 nucleotides. NCBI's taxonomy places the organism in Eukaryota, Fungi, Ascomycota, Pichiomycetes, Serinales, Debaryomycetaceae. The record is from the annotation of a GenBank genome assembly.
AUGAGUAAAAUUCUUCAUAGAGAUUUGAAAAAGGACCCUUUGUUGGUAAGUAAAGGUGAAGGUUCUUAUUUCUACUUACCAGAUUCUACCAAAAUUUUGGAUGCUGCAGGAGGGGCAGCUGUUACUAGUGUUGGGCAUAGUAACAAAGAAGUUACUGACAAAAUUUGUGAUCUGAUCCAAAACAUUCAAUUCGUCCAUUCAUCUUUAUUCACCACCGAUUCAGCUGAAAAAUUGGCUUCGACUAUUUUGGAUGAUCCAAAAUAUCAAAGCUUAGGGUUUUCUAAAGUAGCCUUCUAUAAUUCAGGGAGUGAAGCUAAUGAAACUGCAUUGAAAUUGGCAAGACAAGCUUUUUAUGAAAAAGGAGCACUUCAAAGAACAAAAGUCAUUUCCAGAGAUUUAUCUUACCAUGGUAACACCUUUGGUGCUAUGUCUUUGAGUGGUCAUAAGAUCAGAAAUAAAAAAUUCAUUGAUAUGCAAGAUCCUAAGACUUUCCUUAAAGUAUGUCCUCCAUUCUACAGAAAUUUUCAUAUACUGGGAGAAACUGAAGAGCAAUUUUGUGACAGAUUGAUCAAAGAAUUAGACGAUAAGUUUCAAGAAGCUGGUCCAGAGAAUGUCAUUUGUUUCUUUGCCGAAACAAUGAUCGGGGGAACUUUAGGAUGUGUUAUGCCUCCUAAAAACUACUUCGAGAGAGCCAAAGAAAUUUGUGAAAAAUAUGGUGCACUUUUGAUUUAUGAUGAAAUCAUGUGUGGUUCAGGAAGAUUAGGAAGCUUUUUUGCAUGGGAACAAUUAACUGAUGAGGAUAAUUGGGACAAAGUAUCUCCUCACAUUUCCACUUUUGGUAAAGCAAUUGGUAGUGGAUAUAUGCCUUUGUCUGGGGUUGUAGUUCACAAAAAAGUGGUUGACAUCUUAAAAGAGGGUAGUGGUCUUUCUUUGAGUCGUCAUACUUACCAAAGUCAUCCUGUGGCAUGUGCUGCUGGUUUGGCUGUUCAAGAGUAUAUCAGAUCCAAUAAUUUACUUGCUAACAUAAGAAAUUUAGGACCCAAAUUGGGUGACUUAUUGAAACAAGAGCUUUUGGGCCUUGAAGUUGUGGCCGACGUUAGAGGUCAUGGGUUCUUCUGGUGUGUGGAAUUCUUGAAGAGUAAAGAACCUAUGGAAGCAUUUGACCCUUCAGUUGAAUUUAGUGAAAUAGUAGGUGAUACUUGUUUAGCUAACGGCUUGACAGUCAUACCUUGUCAUGGUUGUGUUGAUGGAUUCUUAGGAGAUCACAUUUUGAUCAGUCCAAGUUUCGAUAUCACUGAAGAAAUUGUUACAGAAAUCGUAACUAUUCUCAAAAAAUCUGUUUUGGAGGCAAUGACAAAGAUUUAG